This is a messenger RNA of Saprolegnia parasitica CBS 223.65, 171 nucleotides long. RefSeq lists its product as hypothetical. NCBI's taxonomy places the organism in Eukaryota, Oomycota, Saprolegniomycetes, Saprolegniales, Saprolegniaceae. The transcript has 2 exons. The coding region runs from base 1 to 171 and encodes 56 amino acids. The record is from RefSeq and is a predicted model, not a curated record.
AUGGCCAUCUCCUUCCUGCGCCACUCGGCCGUCGUCGCCAGCGUCAACGCCAUCGGCGCCGGCGCGCCCGUCCGUCGCCCCGUGUGCUCCAUGAGCAGCCUCCAGAGCCAAAUCGACGCCAUCAAGAGCGCGGCGAUGCUCGUGCGCGCAAGACUUUGGUCGCGUCGCUGA